GCUAGUUCUGUCUGGAGCGCCUCAUCCCGGAAGUGAAAAGAAGGUUGAAAUCGGUUGUGGUCAGUGGGAUACCGCAGGCCUGACCCGGAUUUGUGCGAGUUCUGUAGCCGCGAUGGCAGAUCCUGACUCCCGCUAUCCUCGCUCCUCGAUAGAGGAUGACUUCAACUACGGCAGCUGCGUGGCCUCUGCCAGCCUCCACAUCCGAAUGGCCUUUCUCCGAAAAGUCUACAGUAUCCUAUUUCUACAAGUUCUCUUAACUACAGUAACCUCUACAGUGUUCUUGUACUUUGAGUCAUUACGAACAUUUGUGCAUGAAAGUCCUGCCUUAAUUUUGGUGUUUGCCAUUGGAGCUUUGGGUUUGAUUUUUGCGCUGACUGUAAACAGACAUAAGCAUCCCCUUAACCUGUACCUGCUUUUUGGCUUUACACUUUUGGAAGCUGUGACUGUGGCAGUUGUAGUUACCUUCUAUGAUGUAUAUAUUAUUCUGCAAGCUUUUGUAUUGACCACUGCUGUGUUUCUUGGUUUGACUGUAUAUACUCUACAAUCUAAGAGAGACUUCAGUAAAUUUGGAGCAGGGCUGUUUGCUGUUCUGUGGAUUUUAUGCCUGUCAGGAUUCUUGAAGAUGUUUUUUCAUAGUGAGACAAUGGAAUUGGUCUUAGCUGCUGGAGGAGCCCUUCUUUUUUGUGGAUUCAUCAUUUAUGACACACACACACUGAUGCAUAAAUUAUCUCCUGAAGAGUAUGUGUUAGCUGCUAUCAGCCUCUACUUGGAUAUUAUCAAUCUAUUCCUACACCUGUUACGGUUUUUGGAAGCAGUUAAUAAAAAGUAAUUUAAAGCAGUAUUUAAGACUUUCAUUAAGUAAUAAAAUUUGGUAUUUAAUUAAGUGUUAAAUACUUUUGUGGUCUUUAUUAGUAUUCAGUAUACUGAGCAUUAAAAUUUCACUACUCUUUAUGAUUUAUCUCAUUUCUAAAUCCUUGUAAAUUAAGUAAGAGAUGUAAAAAAUUCUUUUUUUAUUUUUCAAUAGGGCUAUGCCUAACUGUAUAAUUUUAUAUUACAAUUCAAAAUAAUUUUGUAUUACAUCAGUGUGUAUUUAAUGAUUUAAUAUAAAUUUCCCUUAUGUAACAUAUUUGAUUUUGAUUCUGAAGUACUAUUGUCCACUAUUAUAAUAUAAAUCUUUCAUUAGAUUUUAAUCUUAUAGAGCAAAAACUAUAAAAGUUAGACAAUUAUUCAGUACUGAUUAAAAUUGUACUCUAAUGUUAACAUUUUAUUGCAAAAUGAUAUAUUAAAAUUUAAAGGUCUGCUUGAAAGUCAAAUAAAAUUUGAUAGUAAUUUUUUUUUUUUAAGUACAGGGGUCAUUUUAAAAUUAUGGUUGAAUUGUUAAAGAACCCCAAAAAUACUGGCCCACCUGACAUUAAGUGUAUAUAAUGAAAAUAAAAAUAUCUGGAAAAGUU
Molecule: messenger RNA, 1451 nt
Organism: Cavia porcellus (domestic guinea pig)
Lineage: Eukaryota; Metazoa; Chordata; Mammalia; Rodentia; Caviidae
Gene: Tmbim4
Product: transmembrane BAX inhibitor motif containing 4
Exons: 7
Coding region: 113-829 (238 amino acids)
Biological process (GO): negative regulation of apoptotic process
Source: RefSeq, a predicted model, not a curated record